GGCUUCCUCCAGCUUCUCCCGGACCCAGGUCACAGCCGCAGGGGCGGCCGUUGGCUCCACACCCUUGGAGCGGCCCCCACACCCCUGGAGCGGCCCCCUGAAAGCUCAGAAGGGUCUGCGUCCCGGGGCCCAGCUGUAGUACUCAGUGACUCGUUCCUCCUGGCCUCCUCUUAUGCAGAUGGACGUUUACAGUAACCUGCCCAAGCGGACUCUGUCGUGAGGACGGAACGCGAUGGUCUGUGUAAAGGCCUAUCAGUCUCUAUGUAAAAGCUGGCUGACGCUUUCCAGAGCGUCUUGCAGGACACAGCUGGCUGGUGGAGUAUGUAUACUGAGAAGAAUUGAAAACAUAUAGAGCGUAAGGCUCAAAGAAGUGCUCUGGGGACGCCUGUCUUUCUCACCUAGUCCACAGGAGUUUAACCCCAGUGAAGCAUUUCCUUGGACUUGCAGUUCACACCUGCUUAUGGCUCUUGGGAAACAUCAUAUUUAAAUACCUUUUUUGCAAAUUCAGGAGGCUGUGCUGUAUGGCAGUAAGCUCAGCUCUCUGUGUAAUGGGCUGGGGGGAAGGACGGCUGCAAAUAGAAUAACACAGUCACCAGUCCUCAUGUUCUGUGAGCCCUGGCAGGAUCCUCACUGUUCCAGGACAGCGUGUAACCACUCUGCUUCUUCAUUAAAGUGAUAGUUACUGAUUCCUGUGCAUCCGUUGCUAUUGAAUCUUCAUGAUCCCAAUCUUCAGAUGCGGAAGCAGAGACUAAAGGAUUAAGUCAUUUUCAGAGGUCACUUUACUUGGUAGUGAGCCCAAGCCUCAAGCAGUCAUUCCAAGCUCUCCCUGCCUCACCCUCUGCUCUCAAUCGUGACCUGUCUCAGCAGCCGUACAAGAACAGCAGAGGAAUUCCUGUGCAGGAAUCCCGUCCGCAUCCGUUGACAGCAUCAGGCAAAUCACUUGGCCUCUGCUGUGUGAUGGAGCUUAUGCUUUGUGGCCAUGGAGAACACCGAAGGUGCCAGCCAGCAUGUGCCCGAGCAGAGCACGCCUGCCCAGGGGCCAGCCCAGAGCAUCACUCCGCAGGGGCCUCAGGGAGACCAGGGGCAGCUUCUUUACCACGAGGAAACCAUCGAUCUCGGCGGAGAUGAGUUCGAGUCCGAGGACUCGAAUAAUUUCGCAGAUAAGCUUGAUGAGCCCCUGAUGGAGAGCGUGCUCAUCUCCGACUCCCCAAACAACAGCGAGGACGACGCAGGUGACCUGGGGUGUCUGCAGGACAUGGCGGACCCCACCGAGGGCAGCGGUGAUCACAGACUGGGGCCCGGCGCCGAAGAGCGCAAGCUGGGCUCGCUCAGCGACGGCAGUGAGAGUGAUGUCGGGAACACGCCCCAGGACGCCUCGGACGUGACCCCUGACGGCAGAGCAUCGUUGAGAGAGGACCCCAAGCGCAGCGAUGAGGGAGACCCGCCUGCUUUUGAACACAGGGGCGGAGAGGACCCGGGCUUGGGGGCUGCGCGGGUGCCCACGGCAGGGCCACCGUCGGGCGCGCCCACCCGGCAGCCAGCCCCCAAGGACGAGCCGGUGCCCGUGUGCACCAUCUUUAGCCAGCCGCCCCCCGGCGCCCAGCCCCCAUCCCUGCGUGACGGCUUCGAGUCCCAGAUGGUGAAAUCCCCCAGCUUCAGCAGCGCCAGCGAGGCUGCCCCCAGGACCCCACCCCAGGUGGUCCAGCCGAGCCCCAGCCUGAGCAAGUUCUUUGGCGAUCCGACCGGCAGCAGCUCCUUGGCCUCGGACUUCUUUGAUUCCUUCACAACCUCCACCUUCAUCUCCGUCAGUAACCCCAAUGCCAGCCCUUCCAUUCCAGAAAGCCUGUCUCCACUGGCCGCUACCCCUGUGGGAGGAAGCUCGCCGGGCCCCGUGGAAGCUGCCGCCUCCCCAGGGGUGCAGAGGUCAGGGUCGGGUGUCCCCACGGUUCCUCUGGAGAUCUCGCAGUCCCCAAAGCCGUUCUCACAGAUCCAGGCGGUGUUUGCCGGCAGCGAGGACCCCUUUGCCACCGCCCUGAGCAUGAGCGAGAUGGACCGGAGAAGCGACGCCUGGAUCCCUGGGGAUGCAACCAGGAGCGUGCUGACCUCGGUCGCCACGCAGCAGUACGGCACAGUGUUCGUGGACAAGGAGGACCUCACCAUGCCCGGCCUCAAGUUCGACAACAUCCAGGGAGAUGCAGUUAAAGACUUAAUGUUGCGCUUCCUGGGUGAAAAAGCUGCGGCAAAGAGACAGGUCCUGACCGCCAGCUCGGUGGAGCAGUCUUUCGUGGGACUGAAGCAGCUCAUUAGCUGCAAGAACUGGCGGGCGGCGGUGGACCUGUGCGGGCGGCUGCUCACGGCCCACGGCCAAGGCUACGGCAAGAGCGGGCUGCCGACCAGCCACACGGCGGACUCCCUGCAGCUCUGGUUUGUGAGGCUGGCGCUGCUGGUGAAGCUGGGCCUGUUCCAGAACGCCGAGAUGGAGUUCGAGCCCUUCGGCAACCUGGACCAGCCAGACCUCUACUACGAAUACUACCCACACGUGUACCCGGGGCGCAGGGGCUCCAUGGUCCCCUUUUCCAUGCGGAUCCUGCACGCGGAGCUUCAGCAGUACCUGGGGAACCCCCAGGAGUCCCUGGACCGGCUCCACAGGGUGAAGGCCGUCUGCAGCAAGAUCCUGGCCAACCUGGAGCAGGGCCUGGCGGAGGACGGGGCCACACACAGCAUUGCGCAGGAGAACAGGCAAGCCUCCGUGCAGCUGUGGCGGUCCCGCCUGGGCCGGGUGACGUGCUCCGUGGCCAACUGCCUGCUGCUCAUGAAGGACUACGUGCUGGCCGUGGACGCGUACCGCGCGGUCGUCCAAUUCCACCCAGAGCAGGAGCCGCAGGUGCUGAGCUGCAUCGGCCGCAUCUUCCUGCAGAUUGGAGACAUAAAAACAGCUGAAAAGUACUUUCAAGACGUAGAGAAAGUAACACAGAAACUGGAUGGACCACAGGGCAAAGUCAUGGUUUUGAUGAACAGAGCUUUCCUUCACCUCGGUCAGAAUAACUUCGCUGAAGCGCACAGGUUCUUCACGGAGAUCCUGAGGGUGGACCCGUCGAAUGCAGUGGCCAGCAACAACGCGGCUGUGUGCCUGCUGUACCUGGGCCGCCUCAAGGACUCGCUGCGGCAGCUGGAGGCCAUGGCCCGGCGGGACCCGCGGCAGCACCUGCACGAGAGCGUGCUCUUCAACCUGACCACCAUGUACGAGCUGGAGUCGUCGCGCAGCCUGCAGAAGAAGCAGGCUCUGCUGGAGGCCGUGGCCGGCACGGAGGGCGACUGCUUCAACACGCAGUGCCUCAAGCUGGCCUAGCGCCCCCGCGCACACCCCGGCCCUCCCGCCCGGCGUCUGCCCACCGCCUCCUCCAUCAGGCAGGCUGCAGACACGGGGUGCGCACGCACAGGGGCCGGGGGCACCCGGGGCCACUCCUAGCAGCCUCAGGGGAGAGCUGACCACAGAACACACGGUUCUCGCCCGAGCCAGAGCGUUCUAGGGAUUCGUAGAUCGGGGAGAGGGCCCGUUCCCCUGCCCCACAGCUGCAGCUCCACUCUGCUCCCUGGGGCCUUUUCCAGCCUCUGCGGAGCCCCUCGGAGGAGUCUGGUGCCGGGGGAGCGGAACCGUUCUUCGUCCUGCGCGUUUCCAGCACAGGGGCGGGGGCGAGGACAGGGAUCUGCGUGUGCAGUGGGGCCAGGACAGGGGUCACUGCUCUCAGCUCUGGGGGUCGCUGUCUGCUUCUGUACUUACACCGUCACUCCUGCCGUUAAAGUGUCUAACGCACCUGAUUCAAGAACCCUGGCAGGGGCCCUUUAAGUGACCGAGCUCUGCGAGUACGUUUUAAAACAGAGUUCACUUAAGAUUCUGAUAUAAACAUGUAUUGCAUAAAGCAGAGCCAAGCUGUGUUUCUAGUUAUUUCCAUGGUAAACACACAAAUGCAGCAUCUCCUGGGCAGACAGUCUCAGCAGUCGUUGAAACAGAUUAGUUACCCUGUGAAAUAGGAGAGACAGGAGAGGCCGCCACAAGGACUGGGCCUACACCUCCAGAGAGGGUGAGGGGCGCCUCCGGCUCAGGCAGGGAGGGGACCCCCGCCCCCACCCGGAGCGCCCGCAGCCCCUGGGCUCACCCUGGGGUCUACCUGCUGUACAGCCUCUUUUCCCUUAAGGCUCUUUACCAAAUGGACCGAGCACUGUUAGCCUGCCUUCCGGGAGGGGGGUCCCAGCCCAGGGGAGACCCACACCCCGUGCUCCCCGAUCCCAGAUCCAGGCCCCAACUGCACAUCACACACCCAGGAAGCACCCCAAAAGCUGCUCCCCCGGAAUCUCCCCAAACCCCAGCAUGGCUCUCUGCAGAGAUGGGCCUCCAAGGAGGUGUCCAGCUGGGAUGGAGUCCCAACGGUCAGCGCCCAGGGACGCACAGGAGAGGACCCGGCGAGGAGCGAGGCCCAGGGACCACCCUGCAGCCCCAGCCCCCAGGCCACGACAGGUCAGCAUCUGUUGCUGAAGCUGUUGUCUGCGGGGCUCAUCACCCGAGCUGAGACACCCACACCCCUGGGGGCUGCGCUGCUCACCCCCCGCAGCUGUCGGGGAGCCUUGUGGGAACACACGCUCACACGUGUGCGAGCAGAAAAAGCAUGGAGCAUUUAUGAAAAAUAAAC
Molecule: messenger RNA, 4688 nt
Organism: Budorcas taxicolor (takin)
Lineage: Eukaryota; Metazoa; Chordata; Mammalia; Artiodactyla; Bovidae
Gene: TRAPPC12
Product: trafficking protein particle complex subunit 12
Exons: 13
Coding region: 980-3349 (789 amino acids)
Cellular component (GO): Golgi apparatus; TRAPP complex
Molecular function (GO): protein binding
Source: RefSeq, a predicted model, not a curated record